Endocarpon pusillum Z07020 is the source of this 2544-nucleotide messenger RNA. RefSeq lists its product as uncharacterized. Bases 1 to 2544 code for a protein of 847 amino acids. Gene Ontology annotation, biological process: DNA repair. The transcript has 3 exons. The record is from RefSeq and is a predicted model, not a curated record. Lineage: Eukaryota; Fungi; Ascomycota; Eurotiomycetes; Verrucariales; Verrucariaceae.
AUGGAGACUGUUCAGAGGCAGAAAGAGCUGGUCAACGGAAGUAUUGCAAUCCUUUUCCAGGUGUGGGAAGAGCAGUUGCGAGACAAGACCAAGGAAUGCGAUCUGUUGAGACAGGAGGUGCAGACAUUGCAGCGUGCCAUUAGCACCAAGGAUGUGGAGAGUGCUCGCUUGGAGGAAGAAAAUACUCUUCUAAAGGAAGAAGCCACAACAUUACGAGUCACAUCUGGGUUCGUUGACUCGACAAGGCUGGAAGCUUUGAUUGAGAAACAUAACGAUCUAUACAAAGAGCAUGAGCGCUUAAAAGUGACGGCGGCGGCAAACCAGCAUGAUCUUAUCAAGCAGCUGAGAAAGGAACGAGAGAAAUUGAGAAGCUGGAAUAACUUCUCUAGUCCAGGUCCAGGCUCACCACAAUUGGCCGCGACGAGGACGUUCGACACAUCGCUGAACCGGCUCCAUGCAAAAGACAGGUCAAAUGCUCGAGGAAACCGUUCGGAGAGUAGAGAUCACGCUGGUGGCCUGGCUCAUGCUCAAGGGAAUGUGUCGCUGCAGCAGAUCGGCCCUGUUCCCGCCGAAUCAGAGCUCCCACCAAACGGAUCCGAAGAAAGAAGGAGCUUGGAUAAGUUAGCUGAGGCCGACAGCAGCAUCACGUGGAAGGGCUCUCAAGCCUCAAGUGAGUCACAAUUGACGAAGCAGCCGCCAGACGCCACCGAUUUUGAAUCAUCAUUUGUUGACGCACAUCUCCGAAAUGAGCCACGCAUUCUAUCACCGGAGCUUCCAUCCAUACAGAGGAAACAUCAGCGAGGCUUUCAUUCUGAUAGAGAUUCGUCCACAGGCAUAGAGAGAGCCCCAAGUCGAGGCUCGCUACCUCAAAUCCAACGGUCAGAUUCAACUGCCCCUCCUUCGGAAGGACCAGCGACUGGUGCGAUAGAACAGGCUCCAGCAGAUGAUGUUCCGUCUUCCGACACUCCUGAGUUCUUGGGAGCUCGCUCGGUCAAGAAAAGAGCGGCAAGGGAUGUCGCUUCCCAUGGGGAUAUACCGGCUGGCAAUGCCAACGAACCUGUCACCAUUAAGAGUGAUCCAGACACGAGCUUUGUAAUGGAUAAACCUCCGCAGUUCACGAGGCAGGAAUCCUCUAUUCACGAAAGCUUGGACCCUUCGGCGUCAAGGGUUGAAGCAAGAUCACCGAGGAAGCAUCGGCCACGACCACUCCUGACAACAGCGCCGCUCGAAGAGAAUGUGCCGCAGAAUCGUGCUGACUUAGAGACCAUGGCUUCGCAGCGAGCAGCAAGCGAGCCUACGUCAUUCAAGGAGCCAAUAUCAUUGGUGGACCAACCAAACAACAGCCGUGCAGCAGUGAACAUCAAUGCAAGGCAAGCCACGCCACUCAGACGGAUCGAUGGCAAUAUACGAAGGGGACUGAAAAAGGCGGAUUUGUCAUCUGAUUUGAAGUCCAGGAAAAGAAAACAUGAGGACAGCCGAGGCGUCGAGGCUAUUCCCACCAUCGCUGAGGACGGUGAAGAAUUCACCACAAAGACUCGAAGAACGUCUACGAAUCGCGGUUGUAGCCCCCGUCUAGUAGGUCCCGGGGUGCAUCGACGACUCGACAGUCUCCUGACGAGGCCACCGGCAUCCAGGGAGUGUUUGCCACAGAUAUCGAGGAAGACCACUGAGGAGAUGGAUAGAAGUCUAUCUCUUGCAACUCUGAACAAAACAUUAGGCCGCGAAACGCCCUUCAACGAAUUACUCCGAUCAGAAGAAAAAGAUUGGGAAUGGUGGGACGAGGCGCAAGAGCUGCUUACCAAGCACAAGGGCAGAGCCCCAGAAACGUCCGCCGUUCACCCAAGAUGGCACCAUUACAAACAACAAGAUCGCAUCAUCGACAACGCCAGCACACCUAACGACAGCGCCCAAGAGCACACCCGCACCCCACAUCACACCUGGAGCUCCAUCUCCAGCCCCGCGCUCUCCUCUGCUCACGAGACUACAAAUCCUACUCCUUCCCACCCACCCUACCGCACCCUCCCGCCCUCCUCCCUCAACCCAACCCACUUCAAACUCAACCCGGCCGCAAACCACAACCUCAGCUACGCCUACACCUCGGUCGUGCGCAACCAAUCCGAACGCAAACGCCUGCCCGGCUGCACGCGACCCGAAUGCUGCGGCCGUCAAUUCGCCGCGCUGGCCCAAACCCUGCCUCCCACCACCACCACCACCACAACAACGAACCGAUCCCCCACCCCAACCCUCACGGCAGAAGACGAAGCGGCGCUAAAGUCCUACCUCGGAGCCGCCCGCUACGAAGGCCUAGAUCGCGCCCCCAGUCCGCCCGGGUUCUGGAAUGUGGAUUUCCCUGCGACGCAGGAGAGGGAGGAGGAUCGGAUGGAGGCGGAGAGGAGGGAGCGGGAGGAGGUCAAGGCGCGGUGGAGGGAGGCGAUGAAGAAUCCCGAUCCGCGCGUCAAGGGGAAGGGGGAUGGGAGUGGGAGUGAGAGUGGGAGUGGGAUUGGGAAGGGAGAGAUGGGGUUGUGGAUGUUCGCUGAUGAAUGA